Messenger RNA from Fomitiporia mediterranea MF3/22, 345 nucleotides. RefSeq lists its product as uncharacterized. The transcript has a single exon. The coding region runs from base 1 to 345 and encodes 114 amino acids. The record is from RefSeq and is a predicted model, not a curated record. NCBI's taxonomy places the organism in Eukaryota, Fungi, Basidiomycota, Agaricomycetes, Hymenochaetales, Hymenochaetaceae.
AUGCGAACUUCUUGGGGUCCAGUAGUGAUUAACAAAGACGAGCCAAUAUCAGUAGGCGAUGUCUUCAACGCCGUAUGGGAAUACCUACACAAGCCAAUCACGCAGAGCGACUGGACAGCCAUCCUAGAGUCUCACGGUGAGCAGAGACGCAAUCGUAUUGCGUAUGCGAUGUAUAGGCGGUGCCAAUGUGCAGCUGCUUUGUACGAUUAUAUGGUUUCACAAGGUGUCAAACGUGUGGAUCUAUUGGAGGGAAGUACUGUGUACUGGGGAACGUGGUUGGUUUAUAAUGUUGAUUACACUUGGUCGCUAUGCAUGGGUUUCAUGCCAAAGGGUAGGAUGGCGUGA